AUCCUCAUUCAUUCGAAACCAGCCGAGCUAGCCAGACGCAAGCAUCAGUUAAAGUGUUGAAAAUUACUUUUCCAAAUCUAAGAAAAAGAAAAAAAGUAGUAAGGAAAACCUAGUGAUUUUUAAUUUAUCAGUGCCUUCAACCCGCCUCGCAAAAAUGUCGAUCUUCGACAAUCCCGAGCAGCUGCGGCAGCUGCAAAAUCUGCUAAAUCCCAACCAAAGGAGACCCGGGGUCGACUACAGCAGUAGUGAAGAUGAGGACGAGUCCAUGGUGGUUCACAAGAUGACUCCUGGUGGCAUUGGUCCCUCCAAGACCCCAGGUGCCUCUGGCAAGGCAAAGAGUAAAAAGAAGCCAAAUCCUUAUGCCACACCUUUGGUGGAGGAGCAAAAGAAGCUGCCGGAGAGCCUGGAAGAAUGGCAACAGCAGCAGGAACGUGAAGACAAUGACAUACUCGAAUCCCGAAAGACGCCAGAGUAUACGAUGACCUAUCGCCAGGCAGUGGGCACAGAAGAUGUCUUUCUGCAGAUGGGAAAUCGGACGGGCUCUUCGGCCAGCUGUGAAGAUCUCAUACUGGAGAUCUCGCUGCCGGAUGAAGCUAUGACCUCUGAUAAAAUGUCGCUGAGUCUUCAGGAAACGGAAGUGGAUCUGGGCACCAGCUUGUACCGGCUGAGGUUGCCACUGCCUCAUCCUGUGGAUGUGGAUAGGUGCCAAGCCAAGUACGACAGCGAACAGAGAAAGCUCAGGCUUACUCUGAGGCUCAGAAGGGAGCUAGAUUACGUUAAUUUUUAAGAAAAAAAAGUUAGUUAAACGGUUGAGAACCAUUAUUGAUCCAUUCAAGUGAUUGGACCUAAGCUAUCCCAAUACUCUUCUCCUGAUCACAUCCAAGUCAACAUGAAGACUAGUUUCCUUUACACAAUUCCCACAGUAUACCAUAUUCCAAUCAAAGCUACUCUACGGGGAUAUCCAUACCUGUCACAUGAUAUGUUCUCUAUAAUCGUAUAAAAACCAGAUUUAACAACCAUGAACAGCAUUACAAGAUUCCCACAGCAGAACGAUUUUACACUGGCAGCCCGGAUUAUAUAUAUUCGAUGCCCUUCACCUGACCACGGAAGAUAUAUCAGCAGCCCCACAUUAAAACAAGACAACUAACAUGGAAAACAUAACACCUAUCCUCUAAUCAACCCUACAUUACAUUUAAAACAAAAAAGGAAGGCAACACUAACACAAAGGUCGUCUUCAUCAUCGUUGGUAAUUUAAGCAAUACAAUAUUAACAAUAUUACAAUUAUAAAUACGAAUUUAGAUCAUUUUCAUUGGACAUUAACAAGACAAUAUUAAUAUUAACAAUAUUACAAUUAUAAAUACGAAUUUAGAUCAUUUUCAUUGGACAUUAACAAAACGUUUACACCAGCGCCACUAUAUCUAUUUAUCUAUAUCAGUAACACCGCAGUAAUAUUACAAUUAUAAAUACUAUAUCUAUAUCUAUAUCUAUAUCUAUGUAUCAGGGUAUAUCUGUAUCAGUACCUUUAACACACAAGCACAACAGUAACAAUUAUAGUAUAGCAAGUAUUGUAAAAGUUUAGGAAUAAAUUAUCAAAAUUUACAGUGAA
Messenger RNA from Drosophila kikkawai, 1606 nucleotides. RefSeq names its product Dynein axonemal assembly factor 6 (gene Dnaaf6). The record is from RefSeq and is a predicted model, not a curated record. Lineage: Eukaryota; Metazoa; Arthropoda; Insecta; Diptera; Drosophilidae. Gene Ontology annotation, cellular component: cytoplasm. Gene Ontology annotation, molecular function: protein-folding chaperone binding; dynein intermediate chain binding. Gene Ontology annotation, biological process: axonemal dynein complex assembly.